AUGGCGCGGAGGGCUGGGCCGGAGGAUACUCGACGGUCGGGACGGGGCCCGGCCGCUCUCUUGCUCACCUCGAGACCUACAGGCGAGCGCAGGAUGAACAGUAAGGGGUCACGGGAGCAAGCAGUGGGCUUGCUUGGUGGGGAAGUCGUGGGCACAAGGCUCUUUCUGAGGUGCGGGGUGGGCCCCUGCACCUCUGGGACGGGAGUACCGGGCUGCAGAGGGAUGACUCGGGCUGAGGUGGUGGUGGCAGAUGCUUUUGCAGUCUGUGGAAAAUGUCGGAACUGCAGCCAUCUCCUAGGGCUCCCUACUGAGACCGCAUAUGUAAACCGCAUAUGCCAGUCUCUCAGCAUGCCUGUCCUCUUCUUCGACAGUAAGAAACUAAUUGGUAAGAUAGAAGAAGGGACGUUUUCUGAUGUUCUGAAGAUGCUGAGUCUUAGGGAUGAAAAGUACUAUGCAUGUAAAAAAACACAUGGAGCAACACUCAGAAAGAUUCCAGGAAGGAGAGAGCCAUUACCUAAAGAAAAAAAAAAGUAUAUGUACCAGUUAUGCAAAUCUCCUGAUUACAUACAUAGAAAUGGAAUAUUUCAGAGAGGUGUGAACCCAGAAAACAUAUUAGAUAAGAAACAGUUCUGCUUCAGUCAGAAAACCGUUAACAGAAAAAUCCCAAAUGCAGCAGCUCUUCUGCAAAUUUUCAGCCUCUCUUUUCCCAGAUCUAAAGAGCUGGACCAAAUUUCAAAAAUCUAUGAAGUUACAGGUACUGCUGCUAACAAAACUCUCAACAAAUUCAAGCAGUCAAGAUUUGCCAGUAUUGAUUUCCCCUUUAAAAAAGGAAAUAUUCCUGCUGUGCACAAUUUGUCUCCAAAAGGCUUCUCUCUCCUGUAUGCAAUAAUAAAGUAUCAACCUGAAGAGAGAAUUGCUGCCCUUUAAGCAUUACAGCACCCUUAUUUUCAAGAAUUUUGGCAAGGCAGUUGUUACACAACCACACAAAAUUUAGGAGUAGUAGGAAAUACAUCAGGGCAAGUACCUCUGCAUUUGUGGCAAAUUUCAAAGGAAAGUCAAAGACAGUUAAUAUUUAAGUGGAUGAAUUACCUCUUUCCUCAACAAUCUGAGAAACAGAAGACACUUAAAUCUUUCCCAAAACAUUUCCAGCUACCUGCUCUGGAACGAAGAGGAGGAAGUUUCUGA
Indicator indicator is the source of this 1185-nucleotide messenger RNA. It is a transcript of the gene MOK, whose product is annotated as MOK protein kinase. The record is from RefSeq and is a predicted model, not a curated record. Gene Ontology annotation, molecular function: ATP binding; protein serine/threonine kinase activity. Gene Ontology annotation, biological process: protein phosphorylation; intracellular signal transduction. NCBI's taxonomy places the organism in Eukaryota, Metazoa, Chordata, Aves, Piciformes, Indicatoridae. Gene Ontology annotation, cellular component: nucleus; cytoplasm.